Halichondria panicea is the source of this 1933-nucleotide messenger RNA. RefSeq names its product lysine--tRNA ligase-like. NCBI's taxonomy places the organism in Eukaryota, Metazoa, Porifera, Demospongiae, Suberitida, Halichondriidae. Gene Ontology annotation, biological process: lysyl-tRNA aminoacylation. Gene Ontology annotation, cellular component: mitochondrion; cytoplasm; cytosol. Gene Ontology annotation, molecular function: lysine-tRNA ligase activity; tRNA binding; ATP binding. The record is from RefSeq and is a predicted model, not a curated record. The transcript is spliced from 13 exons. Bases 110 to 1828 code for a protein of 572 amino acids.
GUUGUGCGCAUGCGCAAUUAAGCUAAGCACAUGUAGUGUUGAAGCUGAAAAGCCUAAGUAGUGUUUACGUUUGUGUGUAAGAUUAAGAGUGAUCGUUUGAUCUGAGGGAAUGGCUGAAGUUGGCAGUGAAGUUCCAGGAGAGGGACCAAAGCUAAGCAAGACUGCUCUCAAGCGUCAGUUGAAAGCCGACAAGAAGCAGAAGGAGAAAGAAGCCAAAGAAGCACAACAGCCGGCAACUACAACUUCAAAGAAGCCGGCUACAGAAGAGCAGAUCGAUCCUAAUCAAUACUUCAAGCUCCGGUCGACAGCCAUCCUCAGUCAGAAACAGACCGGCCCUACUCCGUACCCCCACAAGUUCGUCGUGACCAUAUCUCUCUCGGACUUUAUAGCCAAAUAUGAUGGACUGGAGGCGGGUGAACGCAAGCCAGACGAUGUGAGUGUGGCAGGGAGGGUUCACGCUAAGAGGGCGGCCAGUGCCAAACUCAUCUUCUAUGACCUCAGAGGAGAGAGUGUUAAGAUUCAGAUCAUGGCGGACGCAAGAGAGUCUGAACAGAAUUUUGAGGAGAUUCAUGACCGACUGAAGAGAGGGGACAUUGUUGGAGUCACUGGCAAACCAGCCAAGACAAAGAAAGGAGAGCUAAGCAUCAUUCCCUCGUCAAUGACCUUGCUCUCUCCCUGUCUCCACAUGAUGCCACACCUCCACUUUGGACUCAAGGACAAAGAGACACGUUACAGACAGCGCUAUCUUGACCUUAUCAUCAACCAACAUGUACGAGACAAGUUCGUCACAAGAGCCAAGAUCAUUACGUACAUACGUCGUUUCUUUGACACUAUGGGUUUCUUGGAGAUAGAGACUCCUCUCAUGAAUAUGGUGUCAGGGGGAGCUUCUGCAAAACCCUUCAUUACCCACCAUAACGACUUGAACCUUGACCUCUUCAUGAGGGUGGCCCCUGAGCUUUACCACAAGAUGCUCAUUGUGGGGGGUAUUGAUCGAGUAUACGAGAUAGGGAGACAGUUCAGGAACGAGGGCAUUGACCUAACCCACAACCCCGAGUUCACCACCUGUGAGUUCUACAUGGCCUACGCUGAUUACAAUGACCUCAUGAAGAUCACAGAGGAGCUGUUAGCAGGCAUGGUACACGAGAUCACGGGAGGUUACAAGGUGGCAUACCACCCGGUGGAGGAUGACCCAGAGCGAGUGUUUGAGGUGGAUUGGAGUCCGCCCUUCAAGAGAGUGUACAUGAUACCAGAGCUGGAGAAGGCUCUCAAUGUUACCUUCCCUCCAGCCAGUGACUUCGCCAAACCAGAAUUUACCAAGUUCCUCAAUGACGUUUGUGUCAAGAACAACGUGGACUGUAGCCCACCGCGAACUGCUUCUAGGUUACUUGACAAGCUUGUUGGCGACUAUAUAGAGGUGAACUGUGUCAACCCGACCUUCAUCUGCGAGCAUCCUGAGAUCAUGAGCCCUCUGGCCAAAUGGCAUCGCAAGAUCCCUGGGCUGACAGAGAGAUUCGAACUGUUUGUGUGUCAGAAGGAGAUAGUGAAUGCGUACACUGAACUAAACGACCCGAUGGUCCAGAGGGAGCGGUUCCAACAGCAGGCCAACGACAAGGCAGCUGGCGACGACGAAGCUCAAAUGGUGGACGAGAAUUUCUGCACCGCGCUAGAGUACGGGCUGCCCCCUACUGGGGGUUGGGGCAUGGGAAUCGACAGACUCUCCAUGUUCCUCACUGACUCAGCUAAUAUAAAGGAGGUAUUGUUCUUCCCAGCCAUGAAACCAGAGAUUGGCAAGCCAGCUGAUGGCGUUGAGACAACUGGGAAAGACUAGCCUACCAAGAGAUGUACUCUAUAGGGUGAAAAUUUUGAAUAUUUGAACUGAUUGUAUUUAUGUAAAUCAUUGUGAGAAUAAUAAUUAUGGCCAGUGUGUUGCUGA